AUGUCCAUCCGAGAUGUAUUACCACCAAAGAAUCUAACAGUGGUAGCCAUAGGAACUACACGUGCUAGACUUAUUUGGAUUUACAUUGGUUCUAAAAGUAAAGUGCGUCGAUUUGAAGUAACUUAUGAAUGGUUAUUGGCCCCGACGGGUAAAUAUAGUGUCACCUACGGUAUUGAUGUAUAUAGUAGACAGGUAACCCUCAAAGGGUUAAUACCAUUCCAAUCCUACCAAGUCUUCAUGGUGUCUAUAGAUCGUGAAGGUACUACUACCAAUACCAGUAACCUCGUCGAGUUCACCACCAGAGGAGAGAUGAAUAAUGAAAGUUUUGUACUGAUGGUAUUAAGAGAUUACAAUGUUGAUAAGAAUGUACAGAGUAAAGACGGUUUCCAAGCCAAGUAUAAUAGAUUCAUUGUGACACUACUUUAUGCUAACCAGAGUCAAUACUUUGUCAAGGCCGAUGAUCGAGCGUACGUUCCAAUUAAGCAUACCCUCCACAUAGAGGAAGUAAUAAUAAUAUCGUUAAUUGUUAUAUUCUGGUUUGUGACGGUGGUUGUAUUCUGGCGACGGUGGGACUCCAUCCGAAUUCUUCAACCAAUGGAGCCACGCUUUAAACACAACCCGAAAAAUUUGGACACUAUCAAAGUAGUGAAGAGAGCUCAGGAUAGCGUUAUAUACAAAACAUACAGUCGGAAGUUAUCACUGACUAUGGUAGCCCGCGAAAAGCACCGUUUGCAGCGAAUGCACACGGCACCAGUUUUACCCACAAUCCACAUGGAGGAUGUGACGACUGAAAUGUGA
This is a messenger RNA of Lottia gigantea (owl limpet), 798 nucleotides long. RefSeq lists its product as hypothetical. The transcript has 5 exons. NCBI's taxonomy places the organism in Eukaryota, Metazoa, Mollusca, Gastropoda, Lottiidae. Gene Ontology annotation, molecular function: protein binding. The record is from RefSeq and is a predicted model, not a curated record. The coding region runs from base 1 to 798 and encodes 265 amino acids.